AUGAGCCGGCGAGAUCUCUUCACGAAGCCGAUGCUGAACUGGCCCAAGAACCUCUCGGAGUUCACCAAGGCGGAGCUUUUUUUUGGCGGAAGCAGCGGCCAGGACCAUCCAGGCGCACGAGAGAUGGACUCCAGCGGAGAUCAAGUCGGCAAUCCAGGAGCACCUAUGGAACGACCUGAGAUUGGAGGGAAGACCCAACGACACGAGCAGUUCGGGGUCAUGGGCAGUCCUAGCGACACGAAGCAGUUACCCGGGAAGCAUUUCGAAGUCGAAGGGGACUCUCUCAGGUCCCCCAAUCAAGACAUUUUGCAGACAGCGGGGACCGGGAUCCGUGGCGAGCUCUGCCCCCAGCCGAAUGGAUCAGGACUUGCCGCCGGAGAUCUACGACGAGAUGAUGCACCUGGAGGAGCGCUUAGCCAUCCUUCGCGGUCUGAACCCCAGGAGCCCGGAGGGUAUGUGAAUGAAGAAGAGAAACACCUCAACAAGAUCGACGACGAGGAGUUCCACGAGUGCUCGGAGGGCAACGACGCGCGACCUGGAUUCAAAGAUGAGGGAGAUCAAGAUGCGGGGAACCACGACGACUUUCUUGACGACUAUGCGUUCGCGGCUGAGAAGGUUACCAUCACUGCCAAAGAACAAUGCGAAAGAUGUGAUCGCCUCACAAAGCAGAAGCUCAUGAACAAGGACUCCAGCUACGAUGACCUUUUGGAGGUCGUGAACGAGAUCCCUUUGAGUUCUCGGGACAGCAGGCGCCUCCCGUGGACCACAGGUGAGCUUUGGAUGGAAGGAAGAAGCCCUGACGGAGGAAGGGAUGCUUGCGCGGUUCGAGAGGACACCCAAGGCAACCUCCAUGAAGGACACCUUGUCCGCACCAGGAUGAACCCUGUCUCCUUCGAUGGGAAGACGAAGCACGCAACUCAACCUUGGAGCGGCGAACGAUGGCCCCUCUCCUGCUUUGCCACGAGGGGAUACCGUCCAGGGGAUGUAGGGCUCCGCGAUGAACUUCGAGAUCUUCGUUUUCCUUUACGCGGUCUCCCUGUCCCUCAACGAAGUGAACCUGGAGAUGGCUCGAACCUCUCUAUGACAACCAGGCCCAAGAAGAGCUCGCGGAAAGCACUUUGGAAGAGCGCCUCACGACUGGCAGCCCUCACAAGUUGGCGCACCCUCGCCGCGGUCAACUGGAGUCAGAGCAUCUUCCCCAUGUCCAGGGGGCCACAAGGCGUUAGCCUCUACGAGAUUGGAGGUUUCUCAAAGUCGAUCGAGGUCGCCGAGAUGGGUUUCCUUACGGCAGAACCUUUCAUCGCGGAAGAGCACGAUGAGCCUCAGGUCGAAGUCAUUGAAGAGAUCCUUGAGGAGUUCAGACCUGCAGUCCUAUGGAUUCACGGCAAGGCGAUCUCACAUCUUUUCUCUACGUUCGCAGAGAGUGUCCAUCGCUACAUCGAUCUCGGAAGGAAGGUGGUAUUCGAGGCCGACCCCGGUGACCCUUUCUGGACCCACAACGACAUGAUCGAGCUCUACGACAAGUACGAUGGCUUGUACGAUGUCCACGCCGAUGAACCAGACCUCGUUCGUUUCAACCACACCAACUGGGCUUUCAUCGAGCCGGACCCCGGGGACAUAGAGGAGCUCGUUGUGUAUCUGUCCGAGACCUACGCUGUCGAGAAUCACACAGAAUCCCAGAGCGAAGCAAGAGAAGAAGCACAAGGAGCAGGGGCGAUUACCUUCGAGGACGAGGGUGAGACGAAGAUUCCACCAGAAGUGAAGUCGUCGCUUAGGCGCCUCCAUCAGAAUAUGGGCCACCCCGGCAACCUUGACCUCGCGAGGCAUCUCAGGCUUGCAGGCGCUGAUCCUUCUGCGAUUGAAGCCUGCAAGAAGAUCAACUGCCAGAUUUGCUCGAGGAACAAGAGGGGCAGGAGCGCUAAGCCAGCAAGUUUCCCAAACCUCCUCGACUUCAACCAGGUUGCGGCGGUCGAUGCCUUCACCAUAUAUGAUCUCAUGACCGCGAUCGACCUCGGAACGGGCUUCGCACUCGCUUCGCCAUUGCAUGGAGUCUACGUUCUGCAGUGUGUGAAGUUCUGUGGAGAGAGAUGCAUCCGGACAUGGAAGGAGACAUGGAACAGGGCGGUCGACGACCAGUCAGCCUAUGUUGGGGAGGAGGCCUACUUCAAGUCCCAGAACGACGGUUCCGCACACCCUUUUGCAGCGCUCACGGGUCGCUGGGCCCGAACUUCAGGAUGGCAAGUGCUGAGGAGCUUGGACACCGCCUUCGCUUUGAGAACGACGCAGGAUGAUCUCCAACGACUCCUAGACCAUGACUUCGCCGAUGAGGAGACGUACGUCGGGGACGACGUUGAGAUGGAGAAGACCCUGGAGAAGGAGCUCCCCUGGAGCAUGAUCCCUGGCGAUCAGUUCGCCUACCGGGACAAGUUGUGGAACAACCCGAUGUGGGUUGGAAACACAAGGCUUGGGAUCCACCUUCUCCCGCAGAUCCUCGCUUCAAAUCUUCACUGCGGAUGGACGGGGCACGCUGGUGACGUUACUGCAGCUUGGCUAUGCGGAGAAGAACUGAAGAGGGAGUUAUAUCUUCGUCAACCUCGCACCGGUUUGGGGAACCUACAUCCGGAACAGAUCCUGCGUAUCAGGAAACCGAUCUUCGGCCUUGUAGACAGUCCGGCGUCAUGGUGGGCCAAGUUCCAUGGGACUCUGCGAGACCUUGUGCUCAAGAAGAAAGACAAGACAUGGAAGAUCGCACAGUGUUCCUUAGAUCACUGCAUUUUCAUGGUCCAGGAGGUAAAGUCGGUCGACUCUUUCGGCCAUGAGGUGCUCGACAAGCCAUGCGGAUACCUCGGGGCACAUGUAGAUGAUGUGCUCCUGGUCGGACAAGAUGAGGUCUGCAGCAUCGUGAAGGCCAGCUACGCGGGAACACGCCUGUUCGAAGUGGACGUCGAUAAGGAAGACGCCGACCACUACGAGGCCUCCGAGCUCCAGAAACACGACAACAUGUCCCUGAUCGGCGCGGUGUCCUGGAUGGCCAGUCAAUCACGGCCGGACUUGCAAGUUGGAGCGGAUCAGAAGGGCCUCAUCGAUGUCCCUGGGACAAGUCGGAGAGAGGCCAAGGCCAAGAAGGCAAACUCCACGAUUGCUUCACAGCUGGGCGGCUUAUACGUGUUCGCCAAUCAGGAGGUACUCAACGGAGUUCCGGGUAAAGGAAAUAUAGUUGACUGGCGGAGCGGUGCGUGCGAUCGAGUCUGUCGCUCGACUUUUGCGGCAGAGACCAUGGCAUGCUGCACUGCCACCGAAACGGGGGACUUUAUCGUGAAGUUCAUGGAGACCAUCCUCACUGGGAGAUUGGCGCGUGAGGGAACCCGCUUUCAGGUUCGUUUUCUGAGCGAUUGCCGGAGUUUGUAUGACCACCUCGUCCGAGACGGGGCGCACGAGUUUCGGUCCGAGCUGACGGCAAAAAGUCGCAGCACAUGCAGCGAAGAGGCACCCCAUGGGAAGGGAGGCCUUGACUAG
Messenger RNA from Symbiodinium natans, 3516 nucleotides. The record is from the annotation of a GenBank genome assembly. NCBI's taxonomy places the organism in Eukaryota, Dinophyceae, Suessiales, Symbiodiniaceae.